Molecule: messenger RNA, 408 nt
Organism: Caenorhabditis remanei
Lineage: Eukaryota; Metazoa; Nematoda; Chromadorea; Rhabditida; Rhabditidae
Exons: 2
Coding region: 1-408 (135 amino acids)
Source: RefSeq, a predicted model, not a curated record
AUGUGGUCCGAUAUCACAGCUUGCGCUCUGGUUAAUGGAACCGGUAUUUUGGUUUAUUCUCUAUGUGAUUCUUGUGCUAGUACUAUUACUAUUCGGAAUCGCAAAUAUCGUUCAAAGUUCUGCACUUUGUGUGAAAAACGUACCUUUGCUCUGAAGUAUCCUGCACAUGCUCAAAAAUACCCAAUUACGUUAUACGUGCUACCGUGUGUCCUCACCGGACGUGGCGCAAGUGUGACAGUUGCAUUGGCACCCUGCUGCCGUCCAUCAAUCACCAUCAGUAAUGAGGUUCUUGAAUACGAUUUCUGUGUCGAUUGUCAAAAACGAACAAUCUUGGCAAAAUUUCCUAAACCAAUACCGAGAAUCUUGGCUAAUCAUCAAUCAACUUCGACUGAACAAAAUGAAUUGUAA